Pieris napi is the source of this 1744-nucleotide messenger RNA. It is a transcript of the gene PMP34, whose product is annotated as peroxisomal membrane protein PMP34. Gene Ontology annotation, molecular function: ATP transmembrane transporter activity; FAD transmembrane transporter activity; FMN transmembrane transporter activity. The transcript has 3 exons. Bases 350 to 1186 code for a protein of 278 amino acids. The record is from RefSeq and is a predicted model, not a curated record. Gene Ontology annotation, cellular component: peroxisomal membrane. NCBI's taxonomy places the organism in Eukaryota, Metazoa, Arthropoda, Insecta, Lepidoptera, Pieridae.
UGAAAAAGUGAUUUUGUCUUAAACCCUUGUAUCCACAUUCCAAUUUCCACUUCCCAGGAUUCCAGUGUAUCUGUGUUUCAGCCGGAAUAUUUAAAAAAUACCUUUAGUGUUGAAUAAAUAGUAGCCCUAGUCGCUAAAAUAAUGUAAUUACUGCAUAAAUUGCGGUUGGUUUUGUCAUUUGUGACAUGUAUAAAAAAUAACGUUCAAAGUUCAAGAUAAAUAUUAUAAUCAUAGUUACUUAACAAGGGUAUGAUGAGCGAUAUUAUGAUUCAGGGCAUAAGAGAAAUCAUUUUACUUUAAAUUAUAAAUUUCGAACUUCAUACGGAACACGAAGUAUAUUUUCCUCAUUAUGUCACCAUUACUGUUUAGCUAUGAAACAUUGGUGCAUGCAGUGGCAGGUGCAACGGGAAGCGUUGUGGGCAUGGCUGCGUUCUACCCUUUGGACACAUUACGUUCCAGACAACAAAUUGAAGAUUCCACUAAGCUGCGAGGUUCUACUUGGGAACUUCUGGUUCUGAUUGCAAAAGAAGAAGGUUUAGAAUCUCUGUAUUGUGGAUUGUAUCCAGUUUUACAAUCACUCUCCGUUUCCAACUUUGUUUACUUUUACACCUUUCAUGCUUUGAAGAGAUCUUCUAUUGGUUCAACAGCGAUAAAAGACUUACUGUUUGGUAUAUUAGCAGGUAGUUUAAAUGUCUUGCUUACUUCACCUUUAUGGGUUGUCAACACCCGAAUAAAGUUGGGUAAGAACAAUUAUAAAAGUCUCUCAGGUGGUCUUAUUGAGUUAUUUAAAAAAGAAGGGCUGAGAGGUUUAUGGUCAGGUACUGUGCCGUCCUUACUUUUGGUUUCAAAUCCUGCAAUUCAAUUUAUGGUGUAUGAAUCUCUAAAAAGAAACUUUAUAGCAAUGAAUCGUUUCAAUACCUAUAGUGCAUUUAUGAUUGGUGCCAUAGCAAAGGCUAUUGCCACCACACUGACUUAUCCUCUUCAACUUAUCCAGUCUAGGUUAAGAGCUGGCACUAGUUUAAAACCUCUGUAUAAAGAUAUCAAGUCUAAUCCAAAAAUCAUAUUCAGGGGGCUGGAAGCAAAAAUUAUGCAAACAGUUAUGACUGCUGCUUUAAUGUUUCUUAUUUAUGAAAAAGUUGUAAGAUUAGUGUUAACUAUUAUGAGAGUUAAGGUUAACAAACAUUAAAUGUGAUUUAAGGUCUUACUUUCAUCGUUUUGUAUAGUUUUAAAGGAGGUUUAUUAACUAGAUAAAUCAACUCAGAAUUGUGCAGUAUGAAUGAAUCCUUAAAUUAACUGAAAGUUGAACAAAACUUUUUUUUGUGUGGGUAUUAUUAAUGUAAUUAUAAGUUCCAUAUUCAAAACCAAAGCCAAAGAAUUUUGUGUGUUUAAGACAUGACAAUGAUAUUUAAAGCAUAACAUUCCAAAGAUUUUUACAGUUACCAAGUACUUGAGGAAAAUUAAUAUUGUUAAAUUUACCUUAAACAAGUAUCAGAAAUAUUCAUGGUCUAAGAAAAAUAAUAUUUAGGUAAUUCAUUUAUUAUGUCAGCUCAACAACUGACAAAAAUCCAUGACAUUUUAACUUAUGUUAUUUAAUUUAUGUAAUUGUGAUAAUUUUUUUGUUAUAUGUAAUGUAAUAUGGGGAAAACUAUGUUAUUGGACUCUGGCUGUGUUUCAUUGGGUUUUUUGUUACAAUUUUUUUAUACUGUGCUGGGAAAUAAGUAAAAAUAAAGUUUAAAAAAAGAAA